Sebastes umbrosus (honeycomb rockfish) is the source of this 2276-nucleotide messenger RNA. It is a transcript of the gene pkmyt1, whose product is annotated as protein kinase, membrane associated tyrosine/threonine 1. The record is from RefSeq and is a predicted model, not a curated record. The coding region runs from base 178 to 1953 and encodes 591 amino acids. Lineage: Eukaryota; Metazoa; Chordata; Actinopteri; Perciformes; Sebastidae. Gene Ontology annotation, molecular function: protein kinase activity; ATP binding. The transcript is spliced from 8 exons. Gene Ontology annotation, biological process: protein phosphorylation.
AGUACGUACAGUACGUAGCGGUGCGUAACAUUUUCAGAAUUUGGCGCGAGGUGUUUACAUGCCUGACGGUCUAGUUUGAUGUGAAUGGACUAUAUGACUGUUUUGAAGACGGUCCGUCAUUAACACUGGAUUAUGCUCUCCAUCUUCAAAGAAAGGAGCUGAAAGCAUCCCGACACAAUGUCAGUGGCGGUGGAAACCAGCGUGUCCAGGGGGCCUCUCCCUCUUCCGACCCACUUCUCCCAUGCAGAGCAGUCCUUCUCCCUCAAAAAGCGCCGUUUCCCCUUUUCCUCAUCGUCUACGUCCAACUCAUCCUACUCUUCCCCUGCCCACCUCUCACAUUCUCUGCCCCCGCUGCCACCAUCCAAGGGAUGCCCCCCUCUGAGCAGGAUGUUCCCCCAGCACCUAUCCCCCUGGACACCCCUGUCUUGUUCCCUUAGCAAGUCUCCCCCUCCCAAUUCUGUAUAUGAUCCCAGCAAACAGCAGUCCUAUUUCAGUCAGUGCUACAUCAACUUGGGGCUGCUUGGAAGAGGAUCCUUCGGAGAGGUCUACAAGGUGCAAAGCAACGUGGACGGCCGUCAGUAUGCAGUCAAGCGCUCUGCUCAUCGCUUCAGGGGUAACUGUGACAGGAACCGAAGCGUGAGGGAAGCCAGGAACCACGAGCGCCUCUGUCCUCACCCUCACAUCUUGAAUUUCGUGGCGGCCUGGGAGGAGAUCGGCCGACUGUACAUCCAGACAGAGCUGUGUAGCACCAGCUUGCUGCUCCACGCUGAGAACCAGCCUCCUGGCCCAGACGAGCCUGCAGCAUGGGCCUACCUGUGUGACCUCCUCUCAGCGCUGCAGCACUUGCACUCUCAAGGUUUUGUGCAUCUGGACCUGAAGCCCGCCAACGUCCUUAUUACUGACUCUGGUCGCCUCAAGCUGGCGGACUUCGGGCUGCUGUUUGAGCUCAAACAGAAGACCACAGAGUCUGUAGAGGGGAAAGUGAAGGACGACGUCCAGGAGGGAGAUCCCAGAUACAUGGCGCCUGAGCUGCUCCGUGGGGAGUAUGGAGCGCCUGCAGAUGUUUUCAGUUUGGGUGUUUCUAUUCUGGAGCUUGCCUGUAAUAUGGAGGUCCCAAAUGGUGGAGAGGGCUGGCAACAGCUCAGACAAGGCUGCCUCCCCUCAGAGUUCACCAGUGCCCUCUCCACUGAGCUUCAGACAGUACUGCGGAUGAUGCUGGCCCCAGAACCAUCCGAGAGGCCGACAGUCUCUGAGCUUCUUGCUCUCCCCUCUGUUAGGAAACACCGGUGGAAGAGGCGCGUCUAUCUGAUGGUCACCGAGACCACGCUGACACUGGUCUCCCUCUGUCAGUUGGUGGUGUGCUUUGGGUGGAGACUCCUGUCCUCCCUUAACUUGUCCUUUCUGCCUCACUCGACCAAGCCGGCGCCCUGCACUCCUCCUAAGGGUAGCUGGGACAAGGAUCUAACGCUGCCCCUCAGUGCCAUGCAUGCUGACUCUGGGAGCCCAGAGGAUGAUGCAGUGUUUCUGUUGGAUCCCACAGAUGCAGAGCUUUCUCCCACCUUCUCACACAGGGUCAAAUCUAGACUGUCUGUGGAAAGCACAUCCACUCCUCUCCCAGGAUCACCGAGACGCAACCAUCGAAGUCCUGCCCACACACCCACUCACUCAAAUCUGGGUGACUGGUCCUCCUGUAACUUAGCGCCGACGCCCUCCAGCAUCCACUCAAAUGGUUCCUGCUACACGCUGACGCCCAGCGCGAGUCCCAUUCACACAGAGCUUUAUAGCAUGAAUGAAAACUCCACGCACAGCCCUCAUUCCUCAUCCACCAAGUCCAACUCGCAGCGACGCAGUCGCAACUGGGUCCGAACGGAGGAGGCUUUACCCCGACCCAGCUUUGAACCAAAGAACCUGCUCAGCCUGUUUGAGGACACGACUACAGAGGCACAGCCAUGAGCAGACCUGCCAGUUUACAUUCAGGGGAAACGUUUUCUCACUUUAAAAUGUUCAUGUAUGAAUGUACUUAGUUUGUAUGAACUGUUUUGUAACAGUCUUACAACAGCUUCUUUUAACGUACUUGAAAAAAUAUGUAUUUAGGGAAAAGGGAUUGAAAAUGCUAUCGGACCUUAAAGCACUUUUUAUGUUUGUGUAAAUGCAAUCUGUUGCUGGAAUGACAAGUCAUGAUUUAUUGUUAGAUAAGUUAUCAUUAGCUUGGUGUAUACUCUGAGUCAUUCACCUCAUGAGUUACAGAAGAAAAUAAAACAAAGAGAGAAACAGGA